This is a messenger RNA of Durotheca rogersii, 2268 nucleotides long. Its product is annotated as pH-response regulator protein palH/rim-21. Lineage: Eukaryota; Fungi; Ascomycota; Sordariomycetes; Xylariales; Xylariaceae. Gene Ontology annotation, biological process: cellular response to pH. The record is from RefSeq and is a predicted model, not a curated record. Bases 1 to 2268 code for a protein of 755 amino acids. Gene Ontology annotation, cellular component: plasma membrane. The transcript has a single exon.
AUGGACUCGACCCGUCUCCGUCAGCCGAGACUGGCUACCACUACGACCGUCCCCGUCGAUGCUUCUUGCACGCCCUUCGUCCUCCCCGCAAACGGUAUACUGCAAAUCCCGGGAGCCGACCCGACCACGCUACUCGCCGGCGCCGUGUAUUCCCCCCUCUGUACCGAUACUAUUCAACCCCAACCCGCCAUCAUCGCGAAUGGAGGCUUCGACUUGGACCAGACCGCGUCACCUUCCGAUCCCGAAUUCUCAGACCUCCGUGAUCCCUUCCACGCCUCCAUCUUCCCGCAGUGUUACGCCUUGGCUGCCACUACCGUCCUCGCUUACCUCCUGCUCAUCAUGCUCGUCAUCGCCCCUCGAUCCUUUCUCGACGGCGGCGUCGUUGUUCUCGGCCGCCGCGGCUUCACGAAUGGCCCGACGAACGGGAUCAGCAUCGGCGGCCGUCCGUGGCUGCAGAAAGUGGCGGCUCUCACCGUCGCUAUCUCAUUAACGAUUGCCACAGCCGAUACUUUCCGCGUCGCCGAGGAGCAGUACGCAUGGGGAAUCCAGAACGCGCAGCAGCUCCAGGAGCGAGUCCUAGGCGGGACACAACUAAAGGUCAUCCAACUCAUUUCCGAUACCUUUCUCUGGCUAGCCCAAGCCCAGACCCUGAUACGGCUAUUCCCCCGGCAGCGUGAGAAAGUGAUCAUCAAAUGGACUGCCUUCUCGCUUAUCUCCCUGGACGUCAUCUUCGGCGCCCUCAAUAGCUUCCACUACACCGGUCCCGGCAACACGAGACCACGUAGUUUCACCGAUGCCGUGCCGGCGCUCAGCUAUCUCUUCCAAUUGUCCCUAGGGUUGCUGUACGCUGCCUGGGUGCUCUAUUACUCGCUCAUGAAGAAGCGAUAUGCUUUCUAUCACCCCCUAAUGAAGAACAUCUGCCUGAUGGCCAUACUCUCCAUAAUAUCCAUCCUCGUGCCUGUCGUCUUCUUCGUCCUCGACAUCGCGGAGCCUGAUUUUAUCGGCUGGGGUGACUACGUCAGGUGGGUCGGUGCCGCCGCAGCAAGUGUUGUCGUGUGGGAAUGGGUGGAACGUAUCGAAGCCUUGGAACGCGAGGAGAAGAAGGAUGGCGUCCUUGGCAGGGAAGUCUUUGACGGCGACGAAAUGAUGGAGGUGUCACCCUCAGAUCCUUCGUGGCCGCGCCGGCGAAGGAACAAGAGGAAAAGCAGCGAUGGCGACGACGGCGGAGAAAGUGGCGAGGGUCCCCCGCCUGGCGGCCGGAGUAACAUGUGGCCUGCCAUGUCGUCUAUUGCCAGCCGGUAUCGAUCGAAACCCGAGAAUGGUCCGGAGAGGAGGCGGCAUGCGUCGUCGGUAGGUGGAUCGGCAGCGCGGUUUUUACAGCCUCCGCUGUGGCCUUCUCGGCCGCCUCCGGCAGUUACACCUGUAAGCAGGACGGAGACUGCGAGUGCUGAUAGUACCGUUUACGCGAUUCGGUACCAACCCCUUACGGAGAGUCCUUCGAGGACCACGGAUGAUAGACAGGGACCACCGCUGUCUAGGAGCAACAGUACUGACUCGUCAUCGAGCCCCAUAUCGGAGGCCAACGGACAGUCUGCGGGCUCGCCUCCAUCGCGGCAGCCUUCGUCGGCGCAAAUGGAUGAGAGGAUGGGCGGCGAGGAGAGGAACCAGGGCCGGUGGCACCACUUCAACCUGUUCCACCGGAGUACAAGGGAGCCGCCGGCCGAGGUCCUUCCGCAUACGGUUCCGAAGCAGCCCGAGCCGCAGCUAAAUACCGAUAGCCUAGGUAGAUGGGACCUAAGGGGGCGGAUAGAAAUCUUCGCCGCUACGCAGGCGGAGAGAAUUCUGGAAAAGGUCAAGCCGACGCUUGACACGGAUAGCUUGCCGGUUACCGUCAUACCCGCCCCCCCGCGUCGCGGCGCAGCCCUCACCCAGCUCUUGGAAGAAGAGGAGUCCCAGUCCCAACCCCCGGAUCAGCACGCGGCAGCCUCUGUGCCCCCCCGGCGCGCGGCGAGGAAUCCCGGGAGCACGGCCAGACCAGUCCCACCGUUCCCAAACGGCACCAGAGGCAAUACCACAUCGCCAAAUCCGCCUAGGGCGGCCCUGUCACCGGCGGAAAGAAACGACACGUUUGUUCUUAGGUCAUCUAGCACGCGAGACAGCUCAUCGCCGGGUACCAGGAGCGGCGAUCAACGGGAGAGAACGGGCGGCGAGACGCGGCCGGCGGAUGACAUUAUGCGGGACGAGCCUCCGAACUCGCCGCCAGCUUGA